AUGGCUCCCACGUCCGUCCCGACCCAGAACGAUGUCCUCGUUCCCGAGACCCUCCUGAAGAAGCGCAAGUCGCAAGAGAAGGCGCGCGCCGAGCGCACUGCCGAGCAGGACAAGCAGAAGAAGGCCAACAAGGAGAAGCGAGGCGUUAUCUUCAAGCGUGCUGAGAAGUACGUCAAGGAGUACCGCGAUGCUGAGCGCGAGAAGAUCCGCCUGAACCGGGUUGCCAAGCAGGAUGGUUCCUUCUACGUCCCCGCUGAGGCCAAGCUGAUCUUCGUCAUCCGUAUCAAGGGUAUCAACAAGAUCGCCCCCAAGCCGCGCAAGAUCCUUCAGCUUCUCCGUCUCCUCCAAAUCAACAACGGCGUCUUCAUUCGCAUCACCAAGGCCACCGCCGAGAUGAUCAAGGUUGUUGAGCCGUGGGUUGCCUACGGCUACCCCAACCUCAAGAGCGUCAAGGAGCUCAUUUACAAGCGCGGAUACGGCAAGGUCAACGGCCAGCGCAUCCCCCUCACCGACAACGCAAUCAUUGAGGAGAACCUCGGCAAGUACGGCAUCAUCUGCAUGGAGGACCUGAUCCACGAGAUCAUGACCGUCGGCCCCAACUUCAAGCAGGCCUCCAACUUCUUGUGGCCCUUCAAGCUGAGCAACCCUAACGGCGGCUUCCGCACCCGCAAGUUCAAGCACUUCAUUGAGGGCGGUGACCUUGGCAACCGGGAGGAGCACAUCAACGCCCUCAUCCGGCAAAUGAACUAA
This is a messenger RNA of Chaetomium globosum CBS 148.51, 750 nucleotides long. Its product is annotated as 60S ribosomal protein L7. Gene Ontology annotation, cellular component: cytosolic large ribosomal subunit. Gene Ontology annotation, biological process: maturation of LSU-rRNA from tricistronic rRNA transcript (SSU-rRNA, 5.8S rRNA, LSU-rRNA). The record is from RefSeq and is a predicted model, not a curated record. Gene Ontology annotation, molecular function: RNA binding; structural constituent of ribosome. Bases 1 to 750 code for a protein of 249 amino acids. NCBI's taxonomy places the organism in Eukaryota, Fungi, Ascomycota, Sordariomycetes, Sordariales, Chaetomiaceae. The transcript is spliced from 4 exons.